This is a messenger RNA of Spea bombifrons (plains spadefoot toad), 6323 nucleotides long. RefSeq names its product ADAM metallopeptidase with thrombospondin type 1 motif 7 (gene ADAMTS7). Bases 299 to 5569 code for a protein of 1756 amino acids. NCBI's taxonomy places the organism in Eukaryota, Metazoa, Chordata, Amphibia, Anura, Pelobatidae. The transcript is spliced from 24 exons. Gene Ontology annotation, biological process: extracellular matrix organization; proteolysis. Gene Ontology annotation, molecular function: metalloendopeptidase activity. Gene Ontology annotation, cellular component: extracellular matrix. The record is from RefSeq and is a predicted model, not a curated record.
AUGACAAGAGACAAAGAGUUGUAGAAUCCCACGGAUGAGGGUAAUCUGUCACCAAAUCCCAGCACAGGGAAACCAAAGGGGAAUGCGUGGCCAGGGAUCUACUAAAGGCGAAUCCCUCCUACCAUCCACACAGACACCCCAAUACAAUGCACACCACUAACAAAGCAUCCAAGUACACACAGUGACAGAGCUCAACAUCCCACAAUCACACUCACUACUCUAACCUGCUCUGCCUCACACCACAGUACACAACCUGCACCAGAUCGACACAAUGUGCUCCUGAUCAUUCAAUGACAAUAUGGCUAUCAGGAUGUGGCCCCUGCUGCUGGCUCUUUUCUGCUUUGCUCCUCAGGACGUGGCCCCCCAUGUUUCAGAUCACCCUCUCACGUUCUCUCUGGACUCAGACAUUGUUCACCCUGUCCGUGUGGACGAAAGAGGCUCUUUCUUGACGUUCGACCUCACGCCACGGACAGUACGAAAAAGAGGUAUUUCUCCCCGCCAUCCUAUCCCUGUGUACUAUGCAAUCAAGUACCAGGGAGUGGAGUUGACCUUUAACCUUAGUCAAAACCACCAGCUGCUGUCCCCUGGCUAUGUGAGUGAGUGGCACAGCGGAGGCAUUCGAGAGGCGACAAUCCACAGCCGACCCCCCAACUUCUGCCACAUGAGUGGAGAGGUGCAGAACGAGCACCGAUUUAUGGGGAAUGCAGCUGUCAGUAUCUGCAGCGGGCUGAGCGGAGUUUUUCAGCUGGCGCAGGAGGACUUCCUGAUUGAACCAGUGGAACCAAAUGCACCGUCAUCAGGAGAAUCAAUGCCCCAUCGCAUAUACAGACGCCACCUGGAGGAGACCGCGGCAGAUGAACAAACUCGGCACAAGAGCUGCGGCGUAAAGGAUAAUCCAAAUGCUCAAAGUAAGUGGGAUAAAAGGAGAGAGCGCUGGGAACAACUACAGACAAGGAAGUACCAGACCCGUCGUAUAAGGCCACGGUCCAUUAGCAAAGAGAAAUGGGUAGAGACACUGGUGGUGGCGGACCACAAGAUGGUUGAAUACCAUGGCAGAAGCCACGUGGAGAACUAUGUCUUGACUAUAAUGAAUAUGGUAGCUGGACUCUUCCAUGAUGCAAGCAUUGGGAACAGAAUAAACAUUGUCAUUGUGCGGCUGAUUCUACUAGAGAGAGAGGAGGAGGAACUGAAGAUAACUCAUCAUGCAGACAACACUCUGCGCAGUUUUUGUAAGUGGCAGAAGAGCCUGAAUAUGAAGGAUGAGGAACAUCCUUUACACCAUGAUGUUGCUGUGCUCCUCACCAGAAAAGACAUCUGUGCUGCUAUGAAUCGCCCUUGUGAAACCCUAGGACUCUCUCAUGUGUCCGGCAUGUGCCAACCGCACCGGAGCUGUAACAUUAAUGAAGAUACUGGCCUCCCCACCGCAUUCACUGUUACUCAUGAAAUAGGACACAGUUUUGGGGUACAGCACGAUGGCAGCGGAAAUGAAUGUGAGCCCCAAGGAAAGAGACCGCACAUCAUGUCACCGCAGCUUCUCUAUGAUAAUUCUCCUCUCACCUGGUCCCGCUGUAGCAGAGAUUACAUUACCCGCUUCUUGGACCGGGGCUGGGGCCUCUGUCUGGAUGAUCUCCCCAGUAAGGAGCUUUUAGAGUUCCCAUCUGUGCCCCCUGGGGUGCUAUAUGAUGUUGGACACCAGUGUCGGCUGCAGUAUGGCGUUGCCUCUAGCUUCUGUGUGGACAUCGAUAAUGUGUGUAACACGCUGUGGUGUUCCGUUGGAUCAACUUGCCACUCCAAACUUGACGCUGCUGUGGAUGGAACAACCUGCGGGGAAAACAAGUGGUGCUUUGGUGGAGACUGUGUUCCAGUUGGCCACCGCCCUAGUCCCGUGGAUGGCUUGUGGGGUUCUUGGAGCUCAUGGUCCCCGUGUAGCCGAACUUGUGGGGCUGGGAUACAGAGUGCGGAGCGGCAUUGCAGUAACCCUACCCCCAGAUAUGGAGGGCGUUACUGCCUUGGAGAGCGGAAAAGGUACAGAGUGUGUAACAUUGUCUCCUGCCCCCCGGAUACUCCUUCUUUUAGGCAAAUGCAGUGUUCUCAGUUUGAUUCUGUUCCUUACAAGGGGAAGCUACAUCGCUGGAGUCCUGUGCCAAGCAGCAUUAAUCCAUGUGAGCUGCACUGCCGGUCACACAAGGAGCACUUUGCAGUGAGAUUGUUGGAUGCUGUGAUUGAUGGAACUCCGUGUUACGAGGGUAAUAGAAGCCGGGACAUGUGCAUUAAUGGCAUCUGUAAGAACAUUGGAUGUGACUAUGAGAUUGACUCGAAUGCAGUUGAGGAUCGAUGUGGGGUUUGCAGGGGAGAUGAUUCUACUUGUCAUACUGUGCACAAAACCUUUGAGGACACUGAUGGCCUUGGGUAUGUGGAUAUUGGUCUAAUUCCUCCAGGAGCACGCGAGAUCCGUAUUGAAGAAGUGGCAGAGGCUGAGAACUUCCUAGCGCUGCGUAGUGAAGAUCCAGAGAAGUAUUUUCUGAAUGGAAGGUGGACCAUUCAAUGGGAUGGUGACUACCAGGCAGCAGGGACAACAUUUACCUAUACUCGUACCGGAAACCUGGAGAAUCUGACUGCCCCUGGACCAACUUAUGAGCCAGUCUGGAUACAGCUGCUUUUCCAAGAAAAGAACCCAGGUAUUCGCUACCAGUAUACCGUGAAAAGAGACCAGGACAGCAGUAAUGAGAUCCAGCCACCAGAGUUCUCUUGGAGAUAUGGGUCAUGGACUGAGUGCUCUGCCACCUGUGGCACCGGUGUGCAGAGGCAGCUGGUGCACUGUGUUGAAAAAACGGUUGGUCUUUUGGAAGAAAGAUAUUGUGAUUCCCUGUCACGACCUGAUGAUAGACAGAGAAGUUGCAAUGAGGAGCCUUGUCCCCCUAGGUGGUGGGUAGGAGAAUGGCAGCAGUGUUCUACCUCCUGUGGCACAAAUGGUGUGCAAAAGAGAACUGUCCUGUGUAUCCAAAGAGUAGGCCUCGACGAGCAGCGUGCACUACAACCCACAGAGUGUCAGCACCUCGCUAGGCCUGAACCUAGUAUCCCCUGCAACCACCACCUGCCCUGUCCUGCUGUGUGGCACCAGGGCAACUGGAGUGAGUGUUCUGUAUCUUGUGGAGAAGGAGUGCAGUAUCGGGAGGUGCACUGCAUGAAUAAAACUGAAGGGGAAGUCUGUGAACCUUCUCACCGUCCCUUGACCAACCGCAUUUGCACGCUACUUCCAUGCCCACUAGAUUCCUUCUACACUCCCGUUGACUGGACAGGAAGUGGAUCAUCCAGCAGGGAAAUUUUCAAUGACAUCUUUCCUGGUCGUCCACGAGCACCCUCUCGUAACCAUCACCCUCCACAAGACAACUCUAUCUCUGAAGGAGACUUUUCUAGCAUAGGAGAGGGAGGACAGGGGAAAGGACGGGCAUUUGUGGAUGACUUUUACUAUGAUUAUAACUUUAUCAACUUCCAUGAAGAUUUGUCUUAUGAUCCUCUUGAUGAUAACAAUAUUGAUGAAGGUGGAAAUAUGGAACACCACGGUAAAGAACAUCCUACACAGAUUGCCCUGGCUGAUGAUUUGGGGAAUGGGGUGGAAGAGGAGGCAGAGGAAAAUGUUCAUUCCACAACAACUUCCCACUUUAUCCCGACCAGACAGGUGGUGGAUGUAUCUAUUACCGAUGGCUAUGUCCAGUACUCAGAUUUACCUAACACAUCUACCUCUUUAGGUUCAAUACAGGAAGACUGGAAUAGACAUGAACAAAUUCAUGACGAUUAUAUUAAUAACCACUAUGACUUCCUAGGAACAACUGAGGAACCACAAACAACUCAGGUAUCAUCAUCAGUAACACCCCAUAACACCUUUCUCAAAAUCAUUCCAGGGGACUCAUUGUACCAAACAACAUAUAAUCCAUCAGAAGACCUAACUGAAGACUCAUUACCUCAUAUCAUUAGAAAUAAUUUGCAGGAUGUUACACAAGAACCCAAAUCAGAUAUACCUACAAGUUUGUCGCACCCAGCACAGGAUGCUUCAGACGGUUCAUUGCCAGACUUUCCAUCCUAUCUGUGGUCAAAUCCUACUGCAGAUCCAGCAAAUUUCCCCUAUUCACAUUCCAUACCAGUCUCCUUACCAGAUUCAGCACACGAUCCUUCAAAAUAUCCAACAGCUAAUCCACUGCCAGCUCCAGUUAAAGAUUCUUCGCUAAAUCCAACAUAUACUGCCUCGCAAAAUCCAAGACAGGACCUACAACAAGACCAUACAAAAAGACCAUUGUAUGCUUUGACUUUAGAUCCUUUCACAGAAUUGUAUUCCCAACCCACAACAAGCACACUUUUAGCAAAUCAGAUGCAAGAAGAAUCAAGUCAGAUACCCAAUUUUUUACCAAGUACUGAAUCAAAGAAAAUGGCAAUGGAAACUACCUCCAAGUCACCAUCAAAUGAUCCUAUGAACCCAUUUCCCACUGCACUAAAGUCAAGCCUCAAGCCGGAUCAAUAUGCCUUUACUGCUUCUCAAGUUACAUCUUUGCUACCCACUGUCCUAACCAUGUUUCCAUCAGAGCCAAAUCACAACAGUCAAAAGACACCUGACUUUCAUUCUAAUGUCAUUGGAAACUCUUCCCCUCAUCUCAGGGCAAUAACGGAUGGGGAAGAGUCAACUGGGAUUUCUGAGCCUCCUGUCAUAACUCAUACCACUUUUGUGUCAUCUUCAGACAGCAAUUACCUAAGUAAAGGCUACUGGGUGGUCGGAAACUGGAGUGAGUGCUCCACCAGUUGCGGUCUUGGUGCUAUGUGGCGUUCCGUUUGGUGCUCAGAAGAUGGAAAUGAGACGUGCGACCCUGCUACCAAGCCAGCUCCUGCCCAUCGCUGCUUUCUACGACCAUGUGCUUCUUGGUCCCUGGGGGCCUGGGGCAAGUGCUCUCAGAGCUGUGGCACGGGAGUCAAGGUACGAGAUGUUCAUUGCGUAAAUAUCCGGGACAAAAGAAUUCUGCGACCCUUCCACUGUCAAGCUGUCACCAAGCCCCGUACCCAGAUGCCCUGCCAAGAACAACCAUGCAUGGAGUGGAACUUCUCACCCUGGAGUGAGUGCUCAGAGGAGUGUGGAGGGGGAGAACAGGAGAGAGAUGUCACAUGUCCAAAAACUGGAAGUUGCAAUGAAAAUUUGAAACCCAACUCCAGACGCUCAUGUAAUGAACACCUCUGCACAGCCUGGUCUGUGGCACCGUGGAGCCAGUGCACAGCGUCGUGUGGUGGUGGCAUCCAGGAACGGCAGGUGAAAUGUCUGAACACAAGGACCAGAGCAACCGAGGAAGAUAGCAGUCUAUGCGACCACCAACCACGGCCUGACAACACCCAAAAAUGUCAUCUUCAGGAAUGUCCGCCUUCACACAGUACAUAUUGCUCCGGUGACCGAAUCGCGUUACCCUUCUGCCAGGCCUUGAUGAAUCUGGAUCGCUGCUUACUGCCAAUGGUCCAAACUCUAUGCUGCAAGACCUGUCAGUCCUAUCUGUUAGGUCCUCGAGAGAAUAACGAGCAGCUGUCACGGAGGUGAAGAUAGGAGCCAUGUCUACUGCCUCAGGGACAAUGUGACCUGUGUAAAAGGCUCACUUCUUGAUUAACUAUGUUGGUAGGUUAGCCUUGGCCUACUGGAACAAAUACAUGGGUUCUCCUCUUCGGCCAUUUCCUCUGCCCCAUCAAUACGCGGUUAGGAAAUUACACCACUGAGAGGAGAAAGAAGAGUGAUGUUCAAGUGAGGAAAGGACCUACCACAGAACCUUUACUUAAAAGCCACCCGUCCAGCAACACAACGCCUCCUGAUCUUUGGUGCUAAAGGUUGGCAUACAACCUCUAAUUGACCUCGGCUAAUGCCCUGCUGGCAGGCCAGUGAGGGAUCUAAGUCCUUCUCCAAUAAUGGUCUUUCUGGUGCUCUAGAUGUCUAAUGGUGCACUAUUGAAUGGUAUAUUAACAGUAUAAUCAUUAUUUCUCAUGUACAAACUGUGAGGAGGUCUGUGUCCUUUCUCUGAUCCAUACUAUGUAUUAAUCACUUAACUAGUAUUGCACACUGAUCGUUAUCAGUCAUAUUGAAAACUGCAUAUGCCACAUUAUUCCUUCAUUGCCACGCAUGACCAUUCACUCUAGUUCAAACUUUUAGCAAAUGCCCAGAGACACGGCGUUAAAUUUCAGUGCUCUUCGAAGAAGGCAAAUUUUUAUUUUAUUAUCUCACAAAUUCCUUAAGCCUGUGUUUUAAUAAAUGGCUGCCGAAAUGUCCAUGGUAAGCACUUGUGACUUCUACAUAGAGAACAAAA